GCUGUUUUUAUCAGAUAAUAAAAAAGCGACGCAAUUUAGGAUUGAUUAGAAGUUAAACACGAACUAAGCUCAAAAUGAGCGGCAAUAUACACGGCAUCAGUUGGUUUCCCAACUUUCCCGACAAGUUCGUCUCAUGGGGGCAGGAGAUUAAUUUAUACGAAGUGCGCAGCAACAAAGAUGAAGUGCUCCAAAAGAGUCGAUUGCCCUAUAUACCCGUCAACUAUCUGUCCAAUGAGACGAGGUAUCAAUAUGCCCGCUGUGUGGCCGCCUCCUAUCACAGUGAUCAGCCGAUUAUAGCCGUUGGCCUGGCCGAUGGCAAAAUUGGCAUAUGCAAUUUUCGGGACACCUACGACAGCAGCUGGGAGUACACACCGCGACAGCAGCGCAUGUGUACGUGUCUGGCCUGGAACGAGUUGGAUGCCAACAUUUUGGCCAUUGGCCAUGAUAAACAUCGCUCGGAUUCGUGCAUCACCAUCUGGGACAUUGAACGUGGCGUGCCCAAGGAAACGGCCAAUUUCUUUGGCCUCUCGGAAUCCUCGAAUUCCCUCUGCUGGGAUCACAAUCAUCGCGUCCUCAUCGCCGGCAUGAGCCAGAAAUUGAUAAAACUCUUUGAUCUGCGACAGGGCAAUGCCACCUGUCAGUCAAUACCGACAAAGAAUGUCCAUGGAUUAUCGGUGGCUCCCAAUGGCAAUUAUCUGUGCAGCUAUGUGGACUCGGUGAUAAUGCUCUGGGAUCUGCGUGCCAUUGAGCGCCCAUUGAGGCAGAUCCAAUCCUCAAGGAAUCACAUGCAGAUCGCCUGGUGUCCGACACGCACCUCGUUGUUGUCCUCGCUGCAGAGGGAUUCCCCCUACAUCACACUCUAUGACAUACGCAGCGUGGACAACGAGUCCAGUCGAGAGGUUUACCAUGUGAAGCGACAGAUAAGUCCAUUCCCGGCCAAGUAUCAGCAUAGUGGCAAGUUUGCCGCCGUCAAUUGGCUCUCCUGGCAUCCGCGGGACUUUGAAAGAAUGCUUCUCCUGGCGGAUGCACUCAAUAUACUCGACUUUCGCCUGCCCGCCAGUUUGCACACGGCGUACAGCAAUCGGAGCAAGUUGCCACUGUUGAUGCAACGUCCUCUAUAUGCUCCGGCUCCUGCUGCUGCUGCUGUUGCCAAUGAUGUGACAAGUUCAACUUCUCCAACAACAACAACUCAACCGAGCAGCUGCAGCACACACAGCUCCUUAAGUGACUACAACGUGGGUUCCUCCUUGAGCUUCGACUUCCUGGAGCGGGAACUCUUUGAGGAGGAUCUCCUGCAGGAGACACGGCAACGUGCUCUACAAGAUUACGGCAUGAAGCCGGAUAACAAACGAUUUGCCGAUGUUAAUCUAAGUCGCUAUCUGCGCAAUGUUUGGGCCACAUUGAACAAUGUGUUCUGUGAGGAACGCUUGACGGGAUUAAAGGCCACGUUGGGCAUCAAUCUGGGGCAUACUUCAGAGGCGAGUCCGCGCCUUGAAUCACAGGUGCUCCAAUGGCCCGAUGGCAUCAACAACUCCAACAAACUCAUCUGCUAUCGGAGUGAACAGCGGGAUCUGGCGCUGCAGCUUUGUGGCUGGUGCUUUGAGCACGAGCUGGACAGAUUUAUAGAUGAGCUCUAUGCCAACAAGGAGUUCAGUCGGGCCGCCAUGAUCUGUGUGUUCCACCUGAAGGUGCUGGCUGCCUGCAAUAUACUGUCGCAAGCGGCGGAUAAGAUGCGGGAUCCGAGCAUGUAUCGCAUCACGGCCAUUGCCCUGUCCAGCUUUAAUGCGGAUCGUUGCAGCUCCACGUGGAAGAAUCAACGUUCCACGGCCAAUAUGCAGAUACAGGAUCCGCAUUUGCGUGCCAUCUUCUCAUUCCUCACCAUGGAGAAGGAUAACUUUGAUGCGGUGCUCAAAGAGGAGGGCGUUUCUCUAGCGGAUCGUGUGGCCUUUGCCUGUAAAUAUCUAUCGGAGACCAAACUAGCGGAUUAUAUAAAACAGCGCAUUCAACGUGCCAUCGAAGGCGGAGAUCUCAAUGGUCUGCUCCUCACAGGGGAAUCGUUAGAUGGCAUCAAUAUACUACAAGCCUAUAUGGAUGCCAGUUUCGAUGUGCAAACUGUGGCCCUGGUGGCCAUCAAUUACUUCCGCAACGAGCAUUUCACCAACAAUCGCAUACAGUACUGGAUUGCCAGCUAUCUGGACUAUCUCAACAGCUGGGGACUCUGGGAGAAGCGUGCCGAGCUGGACAUUAGGAUCGAGAAUAUCCGUCCAUCUUCGCGCAGUUCCAGAACCGUUUAUUUGUCCUGCAAUUUCUGUGGCAAAUCCGUAACGAAUGCGCUGUUGGAUGAACCGCGUCCUCGAAGCACCAGCACGAGCACAAAUCGUUUAUCCUCGUGUCCCAGCUGCCGAAAGCCCUUGCCCCGCUGCUCUCUCUGCGUGAUGCACAUGGGCACCAUGAUGAACACGUGCACGAACGCAGGAGAAUCGAAUUUAACGGAUCUCCAGGUCGGCUGGCAAAUGAAACCGUUCUCCAAGUGGUUCUCCUGGUGUCAGACAUGUCGUCACGGUGGCCACACCGAGCACAUUAUGCAAUGGUUCAAGCAAAAUUCCGAAUGUCCAGUGUCGUCCUGCAACUGUCGCUGCUUCGAUAUGGACGGCACCAAACUGAACGCUUUGCGUGAUAUUUCCUAGCUGCUCCGGCAUGCCUUCAACCUACAACUACAGACAUCCUAUAUAUAGAAACGCCCAUGCCAUAUGGUUCGCCUUAAACUGAAAAGUGUUCAUUGUACUUAGACAACGGUUAAUGUGCCCAUAGCUUUAGUUUAUUAUGACCUACAGCUCUUAGCUGCUCAACUGCAUUUUAUACUUACAAUAACUAAAAAUAUAAAAAAUACAAAAGACGAAAAUAUAAAGUUA
Drosophila innubila is the source of this 2912-nucleotide messenger RNA. It is a transcript of the gene mio, whose product is annotated as GATOR complex protein MIOS. Gene Ontology annotation, cellular component: cytoplasm. Bases 75 to 2687 code for a protein of 870 amino acids. Gene Ontology annotation, molecular function: protein binding. The record is from RefSeq and is a predicted model, not a curated record. Lineage: Eukaryota; Metazoa; Arthropoda; Insecta; Diptera; Drosophilidae. Gene Ontology annotation, biological process: cellular response to amino acid starvation; positive regulation of TORC1 signaling. The transcript has 5 exons.